Molecule: messenger RNA, 2253 nt
Organism: Lathyrus oleraceus (garden pea)
Lineage: Eukaryota; Viridiplantae; Streptophyta; Magnoliopsida; Fabales; Fabaceae
Product: filament-like plant protein 3
Exons: 5
Coding region: 416-2089 (557 amino acids)
Source: RefSeq, a predicted model, not a curated record
AGUACUAUCCUACGCGCACCUUCAACAAGAGUUAAAAAACCACCGCUAGACCUUUUCUUUGUGUCUGUUUUCAGACCCAAAUCCACAAAUGGUCCUACCUAGGUUCCCUAAUCUGUUUCUCUUUCAAUCAUAUCCUCAACCCUUCCCUCCCAUGCACGUGCUGUUUUUCUGACAUUCCUUCAAUUUUUUCCUUCUUCUUCACUCCACUUUUUUUCUUUCUUUUGGAAGAUUCAAUAUGCUUUUUUUUUUCUCUUAUCUUCACUCUCCAAUUCACCGUGGCGUGAAAUUGGGGAGACUCAGUUUUGAGUGUAAAGAAAUAGACACCUGUGACUCUGAUCCCUUUCACUUCACAUAAACGUUCAAAUCCGGGUUAAGGUUUUUUUGUGGUGUUGGUGUUGUUUUGACUGAAAUAUAGAUGGAAAGAAGGGGUUGGAUAUGGCACAGUAAAAGUUCUGGUGAAACUGAGAGUUCUGAAUCAAUGUCAUCUCAUUCUGAAAGAUUAUCAGAUGACCAGGUAUAUGCUACUCGAACUGCUCCGUCUUCGGAAGUCACGUCCAAGGCUGCGUCAAACGAAGAUGUUGUUACUGAUGUGCUUACUCUAACAGAAAAAUUGUCCGCUGCUCUAUUAGAUGUUAGCUCCAAAGAAGAUUUGAUAAAGCAAAAUGCCAAAGUUGCUGAAGAAGCUGUCUCAGGCUGGGAGAAAGCUGAAAAUGAAGUAUUGACUUUAAAACAAGAACUUGACGCUGCAAAACAAAAGAAUGUUGUUCUUGAAGAUCGAGUUAGUCAUCUUAAUGGAGAACUAAAGGAUUGUAUGAGGCAGCUCCGACAAGCUCGAGAAGAGCAAGAUCAAAAGAUCCAUGAAGCUAUUGCAAAUAACUCUUGUUAUCAGGAAUCAAAAAGACCUGAUCUUGAGUGGAAAGUUGCUGAGCUUGAGGCUCAACUUCAAACAGCUAAAGAAAAUGCUGCUACAUCAGUUCAUUCUGGUCUUCUACAGAGGCUUGAGGAUGUGGAGAGGGAGAAUUCGUGUCUUAAAAUUGAACUGCAAUCUCGGCUCGAGGAACUUGAAUUCAAAACCAUUGAAAGGGAUUUGAGUACCGAAUCUGCCGAAGCAGCAAGCAAGCAACAUUUGGAGAGUUUAAAAAAGGUGGCUAAGCUUGACACCGAAUGGCAGAGACUGAAUGCCGUGGCACAAAAUCAUAUAGGCCUUUCAACUCAGAAUGAUCUGAUGGACGAUUUCCUUGAAAUGGAAAGGCUUGCGGCAUUGCCGGACACAGAAAGUGUAAGCAGUUUCUCUGUGGUAGGUAAUGGAACAGACAAAAUGAAUGCUGAAGUGGAAGCAUUGGUUCAAAAGAAUUCUACAUUGGAAAAGAAACUGGUGAAAAUGGAGGCAGAUAAAGUUGAGCUAGAGAUGGAUUUAUACGAAUGCCAAAAACAGCUGGAGGUAUCACAAAGUCGGGUAAAGGAAACAGAAUUGGCGGUAAUAGAGCUUCAAACUCAGUUAGAUCUUGCAAAUAAAUCAAAUGAAGAAGCAUAUGAUGAACUAAAAGCAGCCCGAGAAAAAAAUGAAAAAGCUGAAUCAAAACUUAGAGCAGCCCAAACGGAGGCAGAAGAAUUGAUCUCAAAAAUCUCUUCACUGGAGGAAGAGAUUGAGAAAGAGCAGGCUUUGUCUGCUGAGAAUUUGGCCAAGUGUGAAAAGUUGGAAGAUGAGCUUUUGAGAAUGAAGCAAGAAGCUCAACUUCAGCAAGACACUGAAAUAUUGCAUAAGGAAGGUGCCGAUAGCAAGUUAAUGUUCAAUCAGGAGAAGGAAUUAGAAUUGGCUGCUAAUAGAUUUUCCGAGUGCCGGAAAACCAUCGAAUCUCUAGGACAGCAGUUGAAGUCCCUUGCAAAAUUGGAAGACUUCCUACUUGAUUCAGAGGACACUACGGAGUUAACUAGUGAAGUAACACCACCAGAUCCCAAAAAUAACAGUGACAAUAGUGAUUUGAGUUCGCCAAAAAUAGAUUCUGAAUUGUCAGAUUCACCAAAUCCAUCUAUUAGCUUUGGAAAAAGCCACUUUAGUUUUGGUAUGUUCUAUCCUACAAGAGCUUGAGCAGAACAUGAAGUCAUUGAGAAAAGAAGUGAGAGAAAAAAUAAAGUGAACUGUAAAUAUGCUUCAUAAGCAUUCAAACGUGUAUAAAUCCAAACUUAGGCGUACAUAUGUAUAUCUAGAUAGCGCUGCUUAAUAAAUUAAAAUCGUCAUCUUUUUUCCAGGAA